Vanessa atalanta (red admiral) is the source of this 3519-nucleotide messenger RNA. Its product is annotated as organic cation transporter protein-like. Gene Ontology annotation, molecular function: transmembrane transporter activity. Lineage: Eukaryota; Metazoa; Arthropoda; Insecta; Lepidoptera; Nymphalidae. The record is from RefSeq and is a predicted model, not a curated record. Bases 118 to 1602 code for a protein of 494 amino acids. Gene Ontology annotation, biological process: transmembrane transport. The transcript is spliced from 5 exons. Gene Ontology annotation, cellular component: membrane.
GUUGUGGCCGGAUUGUUCGGAAGGCUUCCUCUUUAACUGUUACUUCGUAGUGUUUAAUUAUUUAUUUUCUAUACCAACGAUGACCGCAUAACAAAACAACACAUAAAAGAACUAAAAAUGGUCCAAAGAAUUAUCACACAACCUGCCCAAAUCAAGAAAGAAGACGGCUUAGCAGAUUUAAUCGGACAAUUUGGAAAAUGGCAGUUCAUAGUUCUGGCGACGGUUUCGAUCGUGAAGCUAUCCUCAGCAUGGUCGCAAAUGGCGAUUCUGUUUCUCACGCCCAAUUUGACAUUUUGGUGCUCGAACUUCGGUGAUAAUACGACCAGCACUGGUCAAAAUAUGACAUGCUAUGACGAUUGUAUUGAAUACUCAUAUGAUACAUCUCCAUUUGGGAAUACGAUUAUAUCAGAAUGGGAUUUGGUAUGCGAUCGAGCAUGGUUGGCGAGCUUCACCCAAAUGGUCUUGCAAUUUGGAAUCUUAAUCGGCAGCAUACUGUUCGGAUUUCUCUCUGACAGAUACGGCAGAAAAAAUACAUUUCUAGUAUCAGUCGUCGCACUUGUCGCAUUUGGAUUCGGUAUUCCAUUUUCACCUAACUACAUAACCUUUACUGUCUUAAGGUUUCUUAUGGGAAUCGCAACGGCAGGGACAAUGGUUAUAUCAUUCGUGAUCGUAAUGGAAACGGUUGGAUCGAAUUACAGGGAAAUAUGCGGCUGUUUAUUUCAGAUGCCAUUCAUCAUUGGUUUCAUAUUGAUACCUGUGUUCGCAUAUUUCUAUAGAAAUUGGAACGAUUACAGUUUGGCUUUGGCGAUACCGUCCGUUAUUUAUUUGGGUUACUUUUUCGUGUUGACCGAAUCGCCACGAUGGCUCGUCAGCGUUGGUAAAGUCGACGAGGCAACUAAACUAGUGACAAGAGCUGCUAAGUUAAAUGGUCUUCCAACUUCUAAAGUAGAAGAGACAUUGAAAAAAAUGUCUGAAAAAAUCCAAGAGGAAUCGACUGCCGUAAAACCAAACUAUAGUGACCUAUUCAAAGGCUCUAUGCUGAUAAAGACCGUGACCUCAUGUAUUAUUUGGAUGAUCACAGGAUUGACGUACUAUGGUUUCAACCAGUAUAUUAGCCAGACUAGUCCAGACCCUUUCUUGACUGUGGGGGCGAUGGGAGUUAUUCAGGUGCCAUCGAUUUUAGUAUCUAUUUGGCUGCUAAGACAUUUUGCGCGCAAGUUGGUAGUCAUCGGCUUCUUCAUCUUGGGAGGGCUUUGCGUUUUAGCGUUAGGCGUAAUGCCAGAUACCUUCUGGGUGACUUUAUCAUUGGGAUGCAUCGGCAUCAGCUGUGUAUCACUUGUCACUACAUGCAUUUAUAUUUAUACGUCAGAAUUGUUUCCAACUGUUGUUAGGAACAUGGGAAUGGGUGCUUGUUCAACUUCAAUGCGAGUGGGAUCUAUGAUAGCUCCAUUUGUUUCAAAUUUAUCGACAACCGUACCAUGGAUGCCGAAUGUUAUAUUUGGUUUGGCGCCAAUUGUCGCCGCGUUGAUUUGUCUUUUGCUCCCAGAGACUAAAGGUACGGCUUUGCCUGAUAGUUUAAAGGAAGUAAAAGAUACCGCGUAAAUAAAAUAAGCCAGUAGUGAUAUUAGAAAUAGUAACAAACCUCGACUUCAAUGCUAAAUUUUAUAGUCCUGAAUGUGUAAACAGCUUACCUAUAAUAAUAGCCAAAUACCAAUUCAUUAAUUAAACAAUAGCGAUUAUUAUUUUAAAUGAGGAAGGAUACGGACAUGUGACGAUUUCCUCCGAUUUUAUUCGAUCAUGUAACCGAUAUCAAAACCGAGAUAAAUUAUAAACAAAUGCUGAUAAACUUGAUAACGCAGGUACAUACACACUGACACAUCCUGACAAUUUGAACUCGUAUUAGGUGAAGAUGUACUUGUGGUUGUACUGGACCAUAUCGCUAAAACCAAUCACAGUGUUUAUCAGUAUAUCUUGUUAUGUAAUUUAGGUUCAAUGAUAAACAAAAACAUUUUUAUCUAAAUAGUUGCAACUGUUAAUAUUUCUGACAGCAACAGCAGCAAUAUCUGAAAUGUUGAUGACAACUUACAGCCAGGUGGCUCUACAUCUAUAAUACAUCUACCAAAAAAGACCAAAGUUCACGAAAGAGACUUUUAGCAUCUUAAAAAGUUCAGUUGUAUUUGAAACGUAUUAAUGCAAAAUCAUAAUACUUUUAAAAUACAAUAAAUAGUUUGGUUCUAUACAUGGAUAGUUUUUAAUUUAUCUCAAUGAUUGUGAUAAAUUUAAAAGUUAUUUUCUCGUAAAUGAAAUACUAUAGAAACUCCUUAAUAAUAGCGUUCCUUAAUCUUCCACUGUAUAUAUUCAAAUGGACAAGCAGCUGAGCUGCCUGGUGGUAAGUCCAUCAAUUUAUUCCUUAAUCACCAUGGAAUUUUGUACCAUUUUUAUGGCAAACAAUAUUAAAUUAAUUCGAAAUCUUAAAUAUGAGAGGUGACAUUGAAAUUAUACGUGAAAUAGCAAAAUUUGAGUUACGUUGCUUUUUGCUUGCAAAAUCCUUACCGGAAUUUCGUCGUCAUUAGUCUUUUAUCCUAAUAUCUACUGAGCCCCUAGCACAUGCCGUAUUUUAAACCGCGAAGACGACACGCCUUACAUCGGAUUAUUAAGUAAUUUAAUAUUAAAGGAACCUUGGAUUUAUUUUUGCAAAACAUCUUUUUAAAUAUUUUUUUAACUUUUAAAAUAAUCGAUACUUGUAAAUAUCUCCCCUCCUAUUUUUCUGGGCUAUGGGAAUCUGGCAGAUGCGGUUUUGUUUCCGAAUAAAACACCUCAGAUGACAUUGAAAAGAACUUCAAACUUGAGAGAAUUAGACCUUGUUCCAUACCGACCCACCGGAUAGCGAGAGCUAACUACGAACUUCAUAAUCAUGGCAUCGAUGCGGCCUCGCUGUACCUCAUUAAUAUUACAUCUAUACGCUCUCUGCAAUUAACAUUUGACACCUACAAGCUGUGAUGUUUGGAGGGUUCAGGGCUGACAUUUUUGAGUUCGUUAACGCAUCUAACGUCAUCAUCCUUUGACACGGAAUUGAUUUACAGCUUCAGACCGAUCUUGGAAUAAAGGUUAAAGUUACGUUGUCCAAAACACCAUUCCAUAUAUCGGUAGAUGGGCGAUAAUGCCAGUAUUCAAGGUCAAAAUAAAUAUUCUAACAGAUAGUGAGGUUUUGUUCACGCUCCGUUAAGAUUAAUACUUUUUAUUGCUGUGUUUUGAUUGUAAGGGUGAGUGAGCCAGUAUAAUUCCAUAACAUCUGAACAUAUUAAAACACACGUUUACACGUUUGACAUCAAAUUCACAGAUUAUACUCCACCUUAUAUACAAUGAUUACAUAAUUGUGACAUUUGAGAUAAAUGGUAUUACGAGAUUCAAUCUUGAUUUAUGAACAAAUUGUUUAUCUGUUUGAUUAAACCGAAAGAGAAAAUUUAUUAUUUUCAAAUAGAUAUUAUAAAUUAUAUGUGUUGUGAUUUAAAUAGUUUU